CGUGUAAUGGCGUGAUCAUUCAGUAGAAGCCAUUCGAGUAAUUUAUGGAUUCGUUGAUUCCAACAGUUCUCCUGGUGUACCUGAAAUAAUGUUGACAAUAAAAUAUCGUAUUUAUGAGAUGUUUAAAUGGACUACCAGUGUUCUGGCAGCACGGACAAUGACACCCAUCAGCAUCGAUUGCAGAAUACGUGCGAAGCAAAUUGUCAUUCCUUCAGACAAUAGCCAGGGAAACAGAUGCAUGGCGAAUGAAUUGUGCAAAGGCCGUUCCCGUGAGAUUGUUAAUAAGGAAAUAAGGAUAUUUUGUGAAAUUUAUUGAACUAUUGUGUUUGCUAAAAGAUAUCGGGUUAAUGUGCGCUAGGAACGGUACUAAAUGGUGAUUUGUGAAAUAGACUGCUAUUCAAUUAGUACCCCCUAUAUCCAAUAGCCCGACGCCACUUCUGCACAUACGUUUGCAUUAUUCUCUGCCUUUAUAGUAGGAUCAGGUAAAGAUUAUUACCUAAUGAUUAAUCAAAUAGAAUUAUAAUCACUACUUGGUUGUUUAGGUGGCAACGACUAAAUUUCUCUGUGUAGGCUAGAGUCCUGAGCCGGUAAGGAAAGACUAAAUGUACGCACUAUUUGAAUUCCCUUAAAACGUAAAAAUAAAAGUUGCAUUUCUUUUAGCUUUGAGCUGCGCAAAUUAAAGCCUGCUGCGAGAUUUUUUCCUCUACCAACAAACUCAAAGAUUUACUUCAUGAUGCCUGAGAACGAAGUCUACGAUUGCGGCGCUUGCGAGCGACCGAAUUCCGCCGAUGUGGGUAUGGUGGCGUGCGAUAGUUGUGCCGUUUGGUACCACUACGUUUGUGCCGGAGUUUCGCCAGGAAUCCGCGACCGAACGUGGAGAUGUGGUAAGUGUCAGCCCGUGCUACCUCCGGAAAUCACCGGGACGAAGAAGAAGACGAGUAAAAAGCUUCCGGCGAGCUUGAGUGUCCUCGGUGCGACGAGUGAGAUUACGAAGACAAGCAACGCCGAACUGAAGAAAACGUCCGACAAGUCCAAAAGCUCUGCGAAAUCCAAGGCUAUGGCUGUUUCCAACGCCGCCGCGGGCGGUGAACCCUCCGCCGGAAAUGUGACUCCGAUAAAGAAUCCGGAAGUUGUAAUUUCUACCAAACCGUCCGAUAGGGAGAUGCGAUCUUCCAAGUCCAGUACUUCAACCACCAGGGCUCGAGCGCAAUUAGCAUUGCAGCGAUUAGAGGAUGAGCGACUGUUGGAGGAACGGAAAUUGAAGCAGGAACGGGCGCGGCUGGAGGAAGAAAGCAUCCGGCUGGAGAAGGAGAAACUACUAAAGGAACGGGAGCACGCUAUUCAGGCUAAGGAAUUGGCGAUACAAGAGAAGUACUUGCGGGAGAAGUUCGAGUUGGAAGAUCAGAUUGCUGACGAGGAAAGCAGCCAAAAUUCUAGCGUUUCGGGUCGCAAGAGUAGGACCAAGGCCUGGUUGAAAAGUCAACACGAACUAAGCCAGCACAGCAGACAUAACGAUUUGGCAAGUUCAAUUCGACCACCACAAGUCGACGCGGGAAGCGAACGCGGAGAAGCCCACAGACCAAACGUUUUGGACGGGGUUUCCAACUUUCGGACGGAGCGCGAUGGUUCCGACAACCGACGUCGUUACUACGGAGUUGAACCGAAUGCUUCCAGGUUGCCGCAUGAGGACGAAGGAUCCGUGAUGAGCUCACACGGGGUGGGGCCAAACGCCGCCCAGAUAGCUGCGAGACAGAUUUGGCCGAAGAAGCUUCCCACAUUUUCGGGUGAUCCGGAAGAAUGGCCGAUAUUCGUCCACAGCUUCGAGUCGGCCAAUGCCGCGUGCGGUUUUUCGGACGUAGAGAACGUCAUUCGUCUACGCGAGUGUUUGCGAGGUCCAGCACGAGAUGCCGUCGUCACGAAGCUCAUGUUUCCCGAAAGCGUCAGAGCGAUUAUGGACACCCUGCGGCGAUUGUACGGCAGACCGGAGAUUUUGGUGAAAAACCUACUUGACAAGGUUCGUCGGGUGGAGGCACCAAAGCCUGAGAGACUGGAUUCGUUGAUCAACUUUGGGCUGACGGUGCAGCAGCUAUGCGACCACUUGGCAGCCGCAAAACUGAAGGGUCAUCUGUCGAAUCCCACCUUGCUUGGGGAAUUAGUGGAAAAGUUGCCAGCCUCAAUUAAGAUGGAGUGGGCCAGGUUCAAAAGGGCGUAUAGUGAACCAACGCUUCAGCACUUCGGCAUGUUUAUGGAGGAGAUAGUUGACGACGCCAGUGAAGUUACGAUCGCCACUCAACAGAAAUCAACCGGUGGGAGAGUCGACAAGGACAAACCGAAGGAAAGGGGACAUGUAUAUUCCCAUGAAGACACGUCGGGAAUGCAGAACCACGUACCAGAGAGACAACCUUGCCCGAUCUGCGGAAAAACAGAUCAUCGUGUAAGAAACUGUGAACGAUUCCAGCAGCUAGGACUCGAAGCUCGUCUAAAGGCCGUCGAACGAUGCAAGUUGUGCGAAGUUUGCUUGUUCGAUCACGGGCAAUGGAAGUGUCGUUCGAGAAUCCGAUGUAACGUUGCCCAAUGCCGGGCUCGUCAUAACCCACUACUGCAUCGCCCAACGCAAGAAUCACGUCAGCGUCAGCUCCGAGCUUCGGAGUGUAAUACGCACGAGCGAACGCAAAGAUCGGUCCUUUUCAGGAUCAUUCCUGUUACACUUUUCAACGGAAAUACGAAAUGUGAAACAUUCGCGUUUUUGGAUGAGGGAUCCUCGCUGACCCUUAUCGAAACUGGCUUGGCGCGUCAGCUUGGUGUCACAGGUGUUCCAGAGCCCUUGGAAUUGCGUUGGACUGCAAGCGUGAUGCGUAACGAGAAGGAUUCAAAGCGUGUGGACCUGGAGAUAGCCGGAAAAGGUCUGCCGAGACGCUUCGUCUUGAAAAAUGCUCACACUGUCGAAGAAUUGAACCUACCCAACCAGAGCCUGAUGUUUGGCGUACUGUCGGAAAGGUUCGCACAUCUCCGGAAUCUCCCCAUAUCGUCGUACUCUGAAGCCACUCCGAGGAUCCUUCUAGGACUAGAGAACCUCAGUCUUUUUGCGCCGCUGGAUAGCUGCGUGGGCCGACCGGGAGAACCAAUCGCCGUGAAGUCUCUGCUAGGUUGGUCUAUCUAUGGACCUGAUGGAAAUGGACAUUCAAAAAAAGGCUUUCUAAACGUACACCAAUGCAAUUGUGACUCCGACCGAGAACUAAACGACCUUGUCCGGCAGCAGUUUGUACUGGAGGAGUCGCUAACCAGGCAAACACCAAUGCUUCAGUCCGCUGAAGAAAAGAGAGCCUGUGAGAUACUGGACAGCACUACAAAGUUUGUGGAUGGGCGGUAUGAAACUGCUUUGCUCUGGAAAACCGAUGAUGUUGAGGUGCCGGAUAGCCUUCCAAUGGCGAUGAAGCGACUGAAAAGUUUCGAGGCUCAAUUAGCCAAAAAUUCGAGUCUACGGGACAGCGUGAACCAGCAAAUCAUCGAUUAUAUACAGAAGGGCUAUAUUCACAAGGCCACGGAAGAAGAACUGGUCGAGAUCAGCAGCAGACAAGUGUGGUACUUACCGCUGGGCUUGGUGACGCAUCCAAAGAAGCAGAAAAAGCGACUGGUUUGGGACGGUAGGGCGCAGGUGAACGGAGUCUCACUAAACUCGCUGUUGCUAAAGGGCCCUGACCUUCUGGUGUCGCUCCCGUCUGUAAUUUGCAAGUUCCGCGAGAAACGCAUCGGAUUUGGAGGCGAUAUCCGGGAAAUGUUUUUACAACUACGAAUGCGACAAUCGGACAAGUAUUUUCAGUGCUUCUUGUUCCAGUUCGAUCCUCGUUAUCCACCUGAAGUGUACAUAGCGGACGUUGCGAUGUUCGGAGCAACUUGUUCGCCCUGCGUUGCGCAGUAUGUGCUACGUGUCAAUGCGGAUAAAUGGGCGAACGAAUUUCCUUUGGCGGCGGAGGCGAUCAAAAAUAAAACCUACAUGGACGAUUACUACGACAGCGCCGAUACUCCUGAAGAAGCGGCAGAAUUAGCCGUGCAAGUACGUACCGUCCAUGCCCGCGGAGGAUUCGAGAUGAGGAACUGGGUUAGCAACAGUGACGAAGUGUUGGAAAAGCUCGGCGAAACUCCGGACAAGGAACCACGUUUGCUGCAAUCUGUCCCGGAAGAAAGGUGGGAACGUGUUCUAGGGAUGUUGUGGCACCCGGAUUCCGAUACUUUGACCUUUUCAACCGAACUGGCGUCAGAGUUACUUCCCUUUGUCUCCGAUAAUAGAAGGCCGACGAAACGCAUUGCUCUUAGGAUCAUUAUGAGCCUUUUUGAUCCCCUUGGCUUGUUAGCACCGUACCUUGUCCACGGACGUACUUUGAUCCAAGAUCUGUGGAGAAGUGGAGUACAAUGGGAUGAGGUAAUGAAGGACGAGGAGUUUGCCAAAUGGACGCGCUGGGUGGAACUGCUACCCGCUAUAAGUGAGCUUAGCGUUCCGCGUUGCUACUUCGCCCUGAUGGAUCCACUGUUUUAUCGAACGCUACAGUGUCACGUUUUCACUGACGCCAGCGAAGCCGGCUAUGGAUGUGCUGUGUACUUCCGCAUUAAGGACGAUUCCGAACAAGUGCAAUGUACAUUGGUUAUGGCGAAAAGCAAAGUGGCCCCCCUUAAGCACCUGUCGAUACCACGGUUAGAAUUGGAAGCGGCAGUGUUGGGGUCGAGAAUGGUAAACACUGUUCUGUCGAACCAUUCUGUACAACCUCGGGACGUGUAUUUGUGGACCGAUUCAUCGACGGUACUCUCGUGGAUUCGCUCGGACCAUAGACGAUACAAACAGUUUGUCGCUCAUCGUAUCGGAGAGAUAUUGUCGUUAACACAAGCUGAGUGCUGGCGAUGGGUAUCAUCCAAGGACAACGUGGCCGACUGCCUGACGAAAUGGGUACGCGACACAGAACCGGAUUCGAAUGGUAGAUGGUUUAAAGGACCAGCGUUUCUCUACCUUCCUGAAGAUGAGUGGCCGCAACAACGAGUGAAGACGAACACUGCCGAAGAGUUGCGAACGAGUUUCGUGUUGGCUCACAUCUCGCUGCCCGCCACGAUUAUAGAUGUUUCAAGGAUCUCGAAGUGGAGCGUAUUACUGCGAACUGUAGCCUGCCUAUAUCGCUUCAUCAGCAACUGUCGAUUGCGCGUUCUUGGGCGGCCAAUAGAAACUAUACCAGCAACUAUAAACCAAAUUAAAUGUCUCAAACGGUCGGUUCCCUCGUGUGGUGUGCCACUGAAGCAAGAAGAGUUCCAGCGAGCAGAGUGCUUUCUAUGGAGAACGGCACAAAGCGAAUGCUAUCCGGAUGAAAUGCGAACCCUGUUGAAGAACCGCGAUCAGCCUGUCGCGGAGUGGAAGUCCAUCGAGAAGAGCAGCCCGCUGUAUAAGCUGUCACCGUUCGCCGACGAAUACGGAAUUGUUCGAAUGGAGGGAAGGACAGCUGCCGCUGCCCACGCGAAUUUCGACGCGAGGUUCCCUAUAAUACUCCCCAGGGACAAUCAGAUUACCCAGCUACUGUUGGAAUUCUACCAUCAUCAAUGCGGCCACGCGAACACAGAAACGGUCGUUAACGAAGUUCGUCAACGUUUCGAGAUAUCGCGUCUACGCUCGGCUGUCGGAAACGUUAGCCGGAAUUGUAUCGCUUGCAAGGUACGCAAGUGUAAACCGUUUCCUCCUCGAAUGGCACCUUUACCCGAACACCGAUUGACUCCGAACGUCCGACCCUUUAGUUACGUUGGCAUUGAUUACAUGGGCCCAUUGGAAGUGACCGUUGGUCGGCGCAGAGAAAAGCGAUACGUAGCGGUUUUCACUUGCCUCGUGGUUCGUGCCGUUCAUUUGGAGGUUGCAUACGAUUUGUCUACUGAAUCGUGUAUUAUGGCUAUCCGGAGAUUCACUCGACGACGCGGAUCUCCUGUUCAAAUCUUCUCGGACAAUGGCACUAACUUUGUGGGUGCCAGCCGAGAACUACAAAAGCAAAUAGCUCUUGGUUGCGCCGGUACUUUCACCGAUGCGCGAACCAAAUGGUCCUUCAAUCCCCCCUCCGCUCCACACAUGGGCGGAGUGUGGGAACGAAUGGUGCGGAGCGUAAAAGAAGGCAUGACUACGUUGGACGAUGGGCGCAAAUUGACCGAUGAAAUAUUGUGGACAACGCUUGUCGAAGUAGAGGGGUUGAUUAACUCCCGACCGCUCACCUACAUGCCGCAGGAGAUGAAUAAUUCCGAAGCCUUGACUCCAAAUCAUUUUAUACUCGGAUGUUCGUCUGGUGCGCACGAGCCUAUGGAACCGCCGGACGACCUCGGAUGUGUCCUGCGGAGUAGCUUCCUAAGAUCUCAGCAGUUAGCGAACGACGUCUGGGAGCGAUGGUCGAAAGAAUAUCUCCCAACCAUCAACAGGAGAACUAAGUGGCUGGAUGAAGUCAGGUCUCUGAAGGUCGGCGACCUUGUCUAUUUGGCAGAAGGCAAAAGAAGAUCGUGGACGAGAGGUAUUGUAGAGGAAGUAAUUUUCGGCAAGGACGGGAGAGUUCGGCAAGCGAUUGUGCGGACACCCACCGGUAAGUUGAAGCGUCCAGUUGUAAAGUUGGCGAUGUUGGAACUUGGUGGAUCUACGGUGGACCCUUCCCUCGAUCCACGGGGCGGGGGGUGUUCUGGCAGCACGGACAAUGACACCCAUCAGCAUCGAUUGCAGAAUACGUGCGAAGCAAAUUGUCAUUCCUUCAGACAAUAGCCAGGGAAACAGAUGCAUGGCGAAUGAAUUGUGCAAAGGCCGUUCCCGUGAGAUUGUUAAUAAGGAAAUAAGGAUAUUUUGUGAAAUUUAUUGAACUAUUGUGUUUGCUAAAAGAUAUCGGGUUAAUGUGCGCUAGGAACGGUACUAAAUGGUGAUUUGUGAAAUAGACUGCUAUUCAAUUAGUACCCCCUAUGUGAGUGGCAUGCUGACUCUCCACUUUAGAGAUUAAGAGAGGAGUAGGUUAUGCUAAUUGUAUGAUUAAUGUUGUAGAUCCAAUAGCCCGACGCCACUUCUGCACAUACGUUUGCAUUAUUCUCUGCCUUUAUAGUAGGAUCAGGUAAAGAUUAUUACCUAAUGAUUAAUCAAAUAGAAUUAUAAUCACUACUUGGUUGUUUAGGUGGCAACGACUAAAUUUCUCUGUGUAGGCUAGAGUCCUGAGCCGGUAAGGAAAGACUAAAUGUACGCACUAUUUGAAUUCCCUUAAAACGUAAAAAUAAAAGUUGCAUUUCUUUUAGCUUUGAGCUGCGCAAAUUAAAGCCUGCUGCGAGAUUUUUUCCUCUACCAACAACCAG
Aedes albopictus (Asian tiger mosquito) is the source of this 7335-nucleotide messenger RNA. RefSeq lists its product as uncharacterized. Gene Ontology annotation, biological process: DNA integration. Gene Ontology annotation, molecular function: nucleic acid binding. Bases 731 to 6763 code for a protein of 2010 amino acids. The record is from RefSeq and is a predicted model, not a curated record. Lineage: Eukaryota; Metazoa; Arthropoda; Insecta; Diptera; Culicidae. The transcript is spliced from 2 exons.